Messenger RNA from Acanthaster planci (crown-of-thorns starfish), 1291 nucleotides. RefSeq names its product homeobox protein Nkx-2.5-like. Gene Ontology annotation, biological process: cell differentiation; regulation of transcription by RNA polymerase II. NCBI's taxonomy places the organism in Eukaryota, Metazoa, Echinodermata, Asteroidea, Valvatida, Acanthasteridae. The record is from RefSeq and is a predicted model, not a curated record. Gene Ontology annotation, molecular function: RNA polymerase II cis-regulatory region sequence-specific DNA binding; DNA-binding transcription factor activity, RNA polymerase II-specific. Gene Ontology annotation, cellular component: nucleus.
UUCAUGUCAUCUAUAACAGCCAUCGCCAGAGCUCUGGAUACUAUCCAACCGCUAUAAUGGCCAGUUGAUAAGAGAAGUCGAACUCCCGAAAAGAAACAAGAUAGGGGAUCGGGGAUACUGGGGGAAAAUUGAGACUCCAGAAAUGUUGACGCGGAAAUGUGGAGCAUUUACUCUGCCAGAGACAAUGCAGGAGACCGGGACUAUGUCGGGAUACCACGGCUACCCUCAGUCGAUGGGCUACCACUCUUCAACAACCCCCACCACUUCCCCGGCCGCUUCCACCACCCCCUUCUCUGUCAAAGACAUUCUAUGCCUGGCCGCGGCCCAGCAGCACCAGCACCACCACCACCACCACUCCCGGCACCAGCCCGUGCCUCAAGCCCCGGCCAUGCAAGGCUAUCAGGACCACAGUUUGUUUCCCAUGACAGACGAGGCCUUCCUGGUGGACACCGCCGCCUUCCCCUGCGACAUGUCGGCCGCCUCCUGCGCCGUCAGCUCCCCGGACGAGGCUAGGUCGUCCUGCUCGUACCCCUCCGCCAUGGGCUUCGCAGAGGUUGCUCCCUCUUCCACAUCACCUCUUGAUCAGAAACUUCCAAUUCUUCAAUCCCAUCAAACUAUUUCUUGUCAGGAGAUUUGCCGAUCUGUAGAUACGAAAAGACCAACGAAUCAUCAUCACCACCCCCAGCUUGGAGGGGGCGGGGCGGUGGGAGGCGACAAGCAGCCCAGCAAGACUCGCCAGCGGCGCAAGCCCCGGGUCCUCUUCUCUCAAGCCCAGGUCUAUGAGUUGGAGCGACGCUUCAAGCAGCAGCGCUACCUGUCGGCCCCCGAGCGAGACCAGCUAGCCACCCUGCUCAAGCUCACCCCGAACCAGGUCAAGAUCUGGUUUCAGAACCGGCGCUACAAGAGCAAGAGGCAGCGCCAGGACAAGAGCCUGGAGCUGGCCGCCGGGGGACACCACCCCCACCACCAGCAAUUCCCACCCCGACGGGUAGCCGUGCCCGUGCUGGUCCGGGACGGCAAGCCGUGCCUCGGCAGCUUGGGGGCCGCCGCCUCCACGCCACACUCGGCACCUCCCCCGCCUCCACCGCCGCCGCCGCCCCCUCCUUAUGGUUACACGGCCUGCGGCGGCUACAGCUCCGCAGGGGCGGGGAGCUCAGUCAGCUCAACGGGACGAUUCGUCAACUCGUGCUCGUACACGGGCGGAUUACCUACGGGAGGAGCGAGUUCGCACGGCAACGGUGUAGGCGUUUAUUCCCAACCCACCAUACAGCAAGCAGUGAGGACAUGGUGA